Messenger RNA from Quercus lobata, 2044 nucleotides. It is a transcript of the gene XK-2, whose product is annotated as xylulose kinase-2. The transcript is spliced from 11 exons. Gene Ontology annotation, cellular component: cytosol. NCBI's taxonomy places the organism in Eukaryota, Viridiplantae, Streptophyta, Magnoliopsida, Fagales, Fagaceae. The coding region runs from base 173 to 1846 and encodes 557 amino acids. The record is from RefSeq and is a predicted model, not a curated record. Gene Ontology annotation, molecular function: D-xylulokinase activity. Gene Ontology annotation, biological process: phosphorylation; xylulose metabolic process; D-xylose metabolic process.
CCUACCUUUCGUUUCAAGCGCCAAUAUAUCCAAUACUAAAUAUAAACACAAACAGAAAAGAAGAAACAGAGUGAGCUCUGUCAAUUUUCCUCAACUUCAUUCUAAAUUUAUAACUCAUCUCUUUUGUCUCUGAAACCCAGAUAGAAUCACUUAGACUUGGGAUUGUGCUCCAAUGGAGGAAUUGUCUCUCCCUCAAGACUCAUACUUUCUUGGAUUUGACAGCUCUACUCAGUCCUUAAAGGCAACUGUGUUGGAUUCCAAUCUCAACAUUGUUAAUUCAGAGCUGGUUCAUUUUGAUACUGAGUUGCCUCAUUACAAAACCAAAGAUGGGGUUUACAGGGACCCCUCUGAUAAUGGCAGAAUAGUCUCACCCACAUUAAUGUGGGUGGAAGCUUUGGAUCUCAUGCUUCAAAAACUGUCGAAAAAAUUGGAUUUUGGGAAAAUUGCUGCUGUUUCAGGUAGUGGACAGCAACACGGUAGUGUGUAUUGGAAGAGUGGCAGUUCUGCAAUAUUAUCUUCAUUGGAUCCCAAGAAGGCAUUGGUGGAUCAGCUUGGCAGUGCCUUUUCCGUAAAGGAAUCGCCUAUAUGGAUGGACAGCAGCACUACUGCACAAUGUAGAGAGAUUGAAAAGGCUGUUGGAGGAGCUUUGGAAUUAGCUCGACUUACCGGGUCACGUGCUCAUGAAAGAUAUACUGGCCCCCAAAUUAGGAAGAUAUUCGAGACGCAGCCGGAAGUUUAUCAUGAUACUGAGAGGAUAUCCCUUGUUAGCUCUUUCGUGGCGUCUCUUCUGAUUGGUUCUUAUGCUUGUAUUGAUGAAACUGAUGGUGCCGGGAUGAACUUGAUGGACAUAAAGCAAAGGGCCUGGUCUAAGAUAGCUUUAGAGGCCACUGCCCCUAAUUUGGAGGAAAAACUUGGGAAGUUAGCCCCUGCCCAUGCUGUUGCUGGUUCUAUUGCUUCCUACUUUGUGGAGAGGUUCCACUUCAAUAAGAAUUGCUUGGUUGUUCAGUGGUCUGGAGACAACCCUAACAGUCUUGCAGGUUUAACCCUAAAUACUCCAGGAGAUUUGGCAAUUAGUGUUGGCACUAGUGACACUGUCUUUGGGAUCACUAAAGAGCCUCAACCUAGACUGGAAGGACAUGUUUUCCCAAAUCCUGUGGACCCUGAAAACUACAUGGUAAUGCUGGUCUACAAGAAUGGUUCCCUUACUCGUGAAGAUGUGCGCAACCGUUAUGCGGAGAAGUCUUGGGAAGUUUUCAAUAAAUAUCUUCAGCAAACUCCACCUUUGAAUGGUGGAAAGAUGGGUUUCUACUACAAGGAGCAUGAAAUUCUUCCUCCCCUCCCAGUUGGCUUCCAUCGCUAUGUACUUGAAAAUUUCUCAGGCAACACCUUGGAGGGUGUGAACGAGAAGGAAGUAGAGGAAUUUGAUCAUCCUUCUGAGGUCCGGGCAUUAAUUGAAGGUCAGUUUCUCUCAAUGCGAGCUCACGCAGAAAGAUUUGGGAUGCCUUCUCCUCCAAAACGAAUAAUAGCUACCGGGGGAGCAUCAGCAAAUCAAAGCAUCCUUAGCUCAAUAGCUUCCAUUUUUGGUUGUGACGUCUAUACAGUCAAAAGACCUGAUUCAGCAUCCCUAGGAGCUGCCUUGAGGGCUGCUCAUGGUUGGCUGUGCAGCAAAAAGGGCAGUUUUGUACCCAUCUCAUCCUUGUACAAGGACAAGUUGGAGAAGACAUCUCUCAGCUGCAAGCUAUCAGUGAAUGCUGGUGACAAACAACUGGUUUCAAAGUAUGCCUUGUUCAUGGAGAAAAGGGUGGAGAUAGAGAACCGCCUUGUGCAAAAGCUCGGACGUUGGUAAAGUUAAAAACCGGCUAUAGUUUAAAAUUUCGAAUAUAACCACAAUAAUGUUUCACUAGCAUCAUUUGGCUACCAAAUAAAUUUAGCGGAGCAUUGAAAAGAUCCAUCAUUGUUUUGAGCUGAAUCUUACAAACAUUUAUUUAAUUAUAUUUCAGUAAAUACAUAAAGGUGGAUAUAGGCUUUUGGGGGUUGAAUCAAA